Messenger RNA from Varanus komodoensis (Komodo dragon), 4840 nucleotides. RefSeq names its product exocyst complex component 2 (gene EXOC2). Gene Ontology annotation, cellular component: exocyst. Lineage: Eukaryota; Metazoa; Chordata; Lepidosauria; Squamata; Varanidae. The coding region runs from base 193 to 2973 and encodes 926 amino acids. The record is from RefSeq and is a predicted model, not a curated record. Gene Ontology annotation, biological process: exocytosis; Golgi to plasma membrane transport. The transcript has 28 exons.
CUCUCGCGCCUGUGACCGAUAGAGCGGUCGCGGGGGCUGCGGGUGUUUUCCUCCCUUUUCUCGGUCAUUUUAUUGUCGGCCGCCUCGCCAGAAAGCAGCGGGUGCCAAAUCCCGGUCCCCUGAAAACCAGAGGAGGACGGGACCCUUUCCGUUCGCGAAUAUCUGACCCUUUGAUCAACGAAGAAAGUGAUAAUGUCCCAAGCACGCAAGCCGCCUCUUGUGACGGGUAUUUCUCCCAAUGAAGGCAUUUCAUGGACAAGGGUCACCAUUCGAGGCGAGAACUUGGGAACAAGCCCAUCAGAUCUCAUAGGCUUGACCAUUUGCGGACACAGCUGCCUUCUAACUGCUGAAUGGAUGUCUGCCAGCAAAAUUGUGUGUCACGUAGGUCAGGCUAAAAACGACAAAGGAGAUAUUAUUGUCACGACAAAGUCAGGAGGGAAAGGGACUUCAACUGUUUCUUUCAAACUCCUGAAACCUGAAAAAAUAGGUAUCUUGGAUCAGUCUGCUGUCUGGGUCGAUGAAAUAAACUAUAAUGACACACGCACUGACAGAAACAAAGUGAUGCCCCCGGUAUCUCUUCGUCCUACUAAUCCUCUUGGUAUUGAGAAAGACAAAGGAAAGUUUCCACAGAAGGAGCUGGAAGCUCUGUUUCCUGGGAUGAGUGCUGAUUUCACAAGUGAAAACUUUUCUGCUGCUUGGUAUUUGAUAGAGAACCAUUCAACAACAAGUUUUGAUCAGCUUAAAAUGGCUGUAAUGAAUUUAAAGAAACAAGCAAGUAAGAAGAAUGAGGGAAGUCUGCAAUAUGUCAAAGGAGGCCUUAGCACCUUUUUUGAGGCACAAGAUGCUUUGUCAGCAAUCCAUCAAAAACUGGAAGCAGAUGGAACAGAAAAAGUGGAAGGAUCCAUGACACAAAAACUAGAGAAUGUUCUGAACAGAGCCAGUAAUACUGCAGAUACCUUGUUUCAGGAAGUUUUGGGUCGCAAAGACAAGGCAGAUUCAACACGAAAUGCUCUCAAUGUUCUCCAGCGCUUCAAGUUUCUUUUCAAUCUUCCUUUGAAUAUUGAAAGAAACAUUCAAAAGGGAGAUUAUGAUGUUGUGAUUAAUGACUAUGAAAAAGCAAAGUCGUUAUUUGGGAAGACUGAAGUUCAAGUCUUCAAAAAAUAUUACGCUGAAGUAGAAACACGUGUUGAAGCAUUAAGAGAACUGCUUCUGAAUAAACUACUUGAGACUCCAUCAACUUUGCAUGACCAAAAACGUUAUAUAAGAUACCUUUCUGACCUCCAUGCAGAAGGGGAUCCAGCUUGGCAGUGCAUUGGUGCCCAGCAUAAAUGGAUCCUGCAGCUUAUGCACAACUGCAAAGAAAGCUAUGUUAAGGAACAAAAAGCAGGUAAUCUGUUAGCGCAGAGUCCCAUGUUGGAUCUGGACAAUGAAGUGCGUCCAUCUUCUCUUGGCCAUCUCAGUCGAAGUGCUUCACUGAAAAGAGGCAGCAGCAAUCAAUCCAGUCGUGAUGAAAGUUGGCGAUUUAAAGCUCCUCAGCAAGUGGCAUUUGUUGAAAAGUUAACAAAGCUUGUUGUAAGCCAGCUCCCAAACUUCUGGAAACUCUGGAUUUCUUAUGUGAAUGGGAGCCUCUUUAGUGAGACUGCUGAAAAAUCAGGUCAAAUGGAAAGGUCGAAGAAGAAUGCAAGGCAAAGGCAAAAUGAUUUCAAGACAAUGAUUCAGCAAGUGAUGACAUCCCUGGUCAAACUGAUCCGUGGUGCUUUACUUCCAUUCAGUCUUGGAGAAAAUGAGCUGAAAGAAUAUGGUGGAUGGGAGAUGAAAUCUGAACUUUCUAGUCAGUGGUUACCGCACGUCAUACAGACAGUUAGGCUUAGUUAUGAAUCUCUUACUGCACUUGAGAUACCAAAUGAUAUGCUUCAGAUCAUCCAAGAUCUUAUUUUUGAUCUCAGAGUCCGUUGUAUAAUGAUUACUUUACAGCAUACAGCUGAAGAUGUGAAAAGGUUAGCUGAAAAGGAAGACUGGAUUGUGGAUAAUGAAGGCUUAACCUCUUUGCCAUCUCAGUUUGAACAACGGGUUAUGCGUUCUGUGCAGUCACUUAAGAGUGUCUUAGAUUGUAAACCUGGGGAGACCAGUGUUUUUCAGCAACCAAAAAUACAAGAAGAUGUGUGCCAGCUGAGCAUUAACAUCAUGCAGGUAUUCAUUAAUUGCCUGGAACAAUUGAGUACAAAGCCUGACAGUGAUGUAGAUACUACACAUCUUUCAGUUGAUGUUUCAUCGUCAGACUUAUUUGGAAGCAUUUAUAAAGAUUCCAGUUUGUCUUUGGAACGGAGGCUUUUAAUUGUGCUUAGUAACUGCUGCUAUCUGGAACGUCACACCUUCCUAAACCUUGCUGAACACUUUGAAAAACAUGGUUUCCAAGGAGUUGAAAAAAUCACUCAAGUUAGCAUGGACUCAUUAAAAGAACUUGAUCAACGAUUGUUUGAAAUGUACAUUGAACUAAAGGCUGACCCUGUAGUAGGCUCAUUGGAGCCUGGCAUUUAUGCAGGUUAUUUUGACUGGAAAGACUGUCUUACUCCAACAGGUGUCAGAAACUAUUUGAAAGAAGCCUUAGUACAUAUAAUCGCUGUACAUGCUGAGGUAUUCACCAUUUCAAAAGAGCUCGUGCAGCGAGUGCUUUCAAGGAUUGUUGAAGCUGUUGCUGAAGAACUCAGCAGACUAAUGCAGUGUGAUUUAUCCUUCAGUAGAAAUGGUGCUUUGCAGGCCCGGCUUGAAAUUUGUGCACUGAGAGAUGCUGUAGCUGUAUACCUCACAUCUGAAAGCAACUCAAGCUUUAAGCAGGCUCUUGAAGCUUUGCCUCAGCUGUCAAGUGGUGGAGAUAAAAAGCUGCUGGAAGAGCUGCUAAACACAUUCAGGAGUAGCAUGCAGUUACAGCUCACCUGCUUUCAGGCUGCUGCUUCCACAAUGGUGAAGACCUAAGGCAACUUGAAACACAGUCAUUUCUUGAAAAGGAAAUCAUAAAUCCCAUCCCUUGAUACUGUAUUUGCUCUUGACAUGCCAUUGUAUUUUAUUUGCUCUUCAGAGUGCUGACAGCUGUAUUUGUUUAUUUGUAUGAAUUGCAUCUCUUGAAUCAAGACUCCAAACUAAAACAUGUUGUUUACUUAGCUUGUCACUCAACAAGUCUUUGUUAAAAGACUUGUUCCCAGAAGGAAUGAGAAACAAGAGUUUUUUUGUUGGGAGUAUGUGAUGAAAAUAUGCUACAUGCCAACUUCAGAUGCCAGUUUAGCACAGUCUCUCUGUAACUGUUUUGGCAGGGCUGACUGUAUGCAUCAUCCUACCAAACAUUUAGGGCAGUUCUAGCACUUUCCCAUUUCUCCAGAUUUCAAGCCACAGCAAAUGCCUCUUAGCAUACAGAUCACUGACUUACUGAGUGGCAACAUACACACGAUGGCCAUUCCCUUUACUCACCAGUAAGAAGCCUGCAUCUCAUCUGGAUACACCCAUGACUUCAAUGUGAUGGUCUGCCUGUACCAGAGACUGCUUGGAUUGGAGCGGAACUCCAUCAAUUAAGUUACGACAUGGAUGCCUUGCAGGGGCAUGGUGAACAAAGCUCUCAGGAUUUUAUUGUCUAAUAAAUAUAGGUGUGUACUUAUGCCUUAAUGUGUGAAAAAUUAAAUUGGGCUGGGUGGCCCUCUCACUCUCCUAGCAAAAAGAGACAAGGACAAAACUUGAGACACUGAACUGGAGGAUGAUCAUCUUGAGCUGGUAGAACCUUGUGUUAUCGCCUAGCCUAGAAUCACCAUCUUGAAUCCUGGAGCAGGGCCUGCCUGUACUGACACUCGGCUCCUCUCCACACGUUCGCUGCAGGCCCAGUGCCACCUGGCCCUACCAGUGCAGUGUGGUGGACCAGGGAGCCAACAACUGCCUCAACUUAGGUAACUCCGCUCAGGAGGGGGAAAGUAAGAGUUGCCUCCCAUGCUUGUGUGUGGUGAUGUGAGAGGCUGGGGCGGCAGCACAGCUCUCGACCCUUUCCAGCGCUGUCAGCACCACUCAGUCAGCCUGCUUGCCCUUGAGACUGACACCUGCCUCAGCACCACCUCAAGCCCAUCAGCUUCUGGCAGUGGAGUGGGGUGCUGAGGGCAGCCAUUCCAGAGCACUCCAGCUGCAACAAAACUGGGCCUGGUUACUUUUCCCACACUAGACUUUUACAUACAGGUCUGUUUGGACUCACUUCGGUGGUGGAGGGGCUACUUGAAGUGCCUAACUUAGUUGCUUAUCGCUUUCAGAAUUGAACACACAUACAUUUACGUGCUGGUAUGAAAACCAAAUAGUGACCUAUUUCUAAGCAGUAGGGUUUACUUCAUGCUAAAGUUUAUUAGCCAGCUGCCUUUCUUGGUGUCCUUUCAAUAUAGUAAAUGUAUGAAAAGCAUCUGAAAACUUGGUGUGAUAGCCUGCUGCUUCUUAAGGGUACAGGGAACCCAGGUGCAAGUCAGUAGGAGAGGCAAAUGAGAUCCAGCAGUGACUUUCGAAGUAUAGUUGUAGUUUCUGAUAUUACAGUAUCUGUACCAUGGUUCAGAGAUGAGCUAUAUUAUGAAUUUGCUGAGCUUUUUCAUGACUAACUAAGUAUUCUCCCAUAAUUGGGGCAAACAUGUAUAAUUAUUAGAUUGUAGCUAAACUUAUUCUAAAAUCAGUUUGUCAGUGUGUUAUUUAUAUUAAUAUUAAUGCCUAUGGAUAAACAUAACAUUAUGUGUGAGUCUGGGUUAACAUGAAUGUGUUAAUCCAUUGUGGUAUCAGAUGCUUUCUCCAUUAACUAGCCCAAGUUGAAAUACAUGAGACUGCAAUUCUA